GACACUGAUCUGAGAGUGAGGCUUGGAUCUAAUGAUCUAACAGGGAAGCUUAGGACGCAUGACACUCAGAGUGAGGCUUGGGCAAUAUGAAACUGAUCUGAGAAUGAGGCUUGGACCACAUAACACUGUCUGAGAGUGAGGCUUGAGCCACAUGUCACUGAUCUGAGACUUGGAACGUUAGGGAGAGAAAUACAAGCUCGGAAUAAGACCGGAGCAGAUAUGAGCACCCUAAAUGAGAAUCCUCCUCUCCUUCCCCAGGUUCCGGUAAUCCGCUUGCCUCGGCCACCAUCUCCUUCAGGUCGUGGGUUUGAUCCUUCUUCACCGCGAGCCCUGGCAUACAGUGCUCCUGAUUCAUAUCAGAAAACUCGAUCCACUCUUCGAGAGCGUUUCCUCCGCAGCCUCCUUGCUUCCUCAGGGCUCCCUGUGACCUUCACAAUGUAUCAACGUGUCACAGUCUGUGCUGAGAAGUUUAAUGCCUGUGACAUGGAAGCGUAUAACUUCCAGGUGUCUAACCUGAAAACACCCCUAGGGGUGCAAGGUGAGGCCUUGAUACGUGGGCCGGACAUUAUUUCCUAUUCAUUCCACAUUUAAGAGACAGAUGGAUACUAUCAAUGUUGUUUUUUUCCAUUGACACCAUGGAUUUAUUAAAGGUUUUCACAAAAUAUA
Molecule: messenger RNA, 666 nt
Organism: Rana temporaria (common frog)
Lineage: Eukaryota; Metazoa; Chordata; Amphibia; Anura; Ranidae
Gene: GEMIN7
Product: gem nuclear organelle associated protein 7
Exons: 2
Coding region: 220-591 (123 amino acids)
Biological process (GO): spliceosomal snRNP assembly
Cellular component (GO): SMN-Sm protein complex
Source: RefSeq, a predicted model, not a curated record